AUGGGUGCUGGAUGUUGUAAGAAUGAUAUUGCUGCAAAUGUCAAAAGCAUUAUGGUCAAACCGCAUAGCAAGGUUUCACCUGAAAAUAAUCACGCAUAUGAAGAUAAUGAAUAUGUUGAAGCUGACGUUUGUCACGAAAAUGAUAUCGGUGAAAAUGAAAUGAAGAACUUUGAAUUCGAGAGUGAGGAUAUAUGCACAAAAGUUCUUGUUAUUAAGCAGAAAGGAAAAAUAUCAGCAAUCGGAAAUAAAUGUUCGCAUUAUGGAGCCUUACUGUCAAUGGGCGUUUUAGGAGAUGGUCGAGUUAGAUGUCCAUGGCACGGGGCAUGCUUUAACAUAGAAACCGGCGAUAUUGAAGACUACCCGGGACAGGAUUCAAUUCCAUGCUAUCAAGUAAAAAUUGAAAGUGGAAUGGUUAAAGUUCGUGCUAAAAAGUCAGCACUGCAGUCAUCAAAGCGAACACCUCAACAUAUUGGACGAGCUUUGACAAAUUCUCAAACUUUUGUGGUUAUUGGUGGAGGUCCAAGUGGUGCGAUUUGUGUUGAAAACUUACGAAAAAAUUUCGGUGGAAAAAUCGUUUUAAUUUGUCGAGAGAAUUACCUGCCUUAUGAUCGUGUUAAAGUUAGCAAAGCUAUGGACAGCACAAUAGAGUCAAUUCUAUUGAGAAAUGAAGACUUUUAUGAUGACAAUGAUAUUGAAGUCAUGGUUGGUAUAUCAGCUACAUCUUUAAGUUUAGAAAGCAAAGAAGUGAAGCUAAGCAAUGGAGAUACUUUGAAGUACGAUAAGACGUAUAUAGCAACAGGCUCAUCACCAGCUCUAUUGAACAUUCCUGGAAUGGAUUUAAAGAACAUUAUAACGCUUCGAGACAUCUCAGAAUCCUAUCAAGUCAUGCAAAAAAUCAAUAAAAAGAGCCAUGUUGUAGUCAUUGGAGUAAGCUUCACGGGCAUGGAGGCAGCAUCAUUUUUGAUAAAGAAGGUGGCAAAAGUUACAGUCAUUGGAAGAGAUUCUGUCCCAUUUAGACAUUCUUUUGGUCCGGAGAUAGGAGAAGCAAUUAUGAAUAUGUUUGGACAGGAAAAGAUUGAAUUUGAGAUGCAAAAUGGAAUCAAGAAAUGUAUUGGAAAUCAGAAAGGAGAAGUAGAAAGCGUAGAAUUGAAUGAUGGGAAGAUGUUACAAGCUGAUAUUCUUAUAGUAGCAUGUGGAAGUAUUUUAAAUACAGGAUUUUUAAAGGAUAGUGGAUUAGUCAUCAAUAAGGAUGGAUCGAUUGAUACAAAUGAAUAUUUGGAAACAGCUGUUAGUAGUGACAUUUAUGUAGGAGGUGAUAUAGCUAAUAGUCCAAUUUUGAUGACAGGAAAGAGAGAGAAUAUUGGUCACUAUCCAUUAGCUCAAUAUCACGGUAAAAUUGCAGCAUUAAACAUGUGUGGAAUUAAAACGGAAUUAAAAGCAGUCCCAUUCUUCUGGACGAUGCUAUUUGGAAAGUCGUUCCGCUAUGCUGGUCAUGGAAAACCAUCAGAAAUCAAAAUUGUUGGAAGCCUAGAAAACUUUAAAUUUGUAGCUUAUUAUAUUAAUGAAGUAGGAAGAGUUAUAGCAGCAUCUAGUUGCGGACAUGAUCCAGUUGUAGCACAGUUUGCAGAAUUUUUAUCACAAGGAAAGAUAUUACACAAAGACGAGAUUGAAAGUGAUCCCUUUGAAUGGAUAAAAAGAAUUAAUGAAGAACGCGAAAUUUAG
Molecule: messenger RNA, 1722 nt
Organism: Chironomus riparius
Lineage: Eukaryota; Metazoa; Arthropoda; Insecta; Diptera; Chironomidae
Source: the annotation of a GenBank genome assembly